AUGGACAAGUGGGGCGAGCAGCUGGAGCAGAUGCUGCAGAUGUGCGUCGUGCUGGUCCCCGUGCAGGAAGACGACGACGACAAAGCAGGAUUUUGGAGCCAGGCUGUUUACUCCCUCAGCGACCUGUUUAACUUGUAUCGAACGGUGGUGCUACGCAGCCCGGAAGAGAUUCCGGUUUGUGACAAACAGAAUGGAGGUGUUGUCAGUGUGUCGCAACCUCCCUCGAAGGAGCUUCGUCACGCACGUCUCACAUACAUGCUCGCUGCCUUUGCGCUACGUGCCAUUCGGUCUAUUCAGGUGCUAAUUGAGAUGGAUGCGUUUCGAAGAAGAGGCUCCAAGGAGGCUCUGAAGGUCUGCACCAGGAUCGAAAUAGUGAAGCUGGUGUUGAAAGUCUUCCUCAGAAUGCGAAUGCCCUUCAGUUUCUAUGUGGACGAGGUGGCUAUUGAGGAUGCAGAGCCACCAAAACUCCUGGAACAGCGAAAUGCUGCCUUGCUUGGCAAGCGGGAUCAGCAGACUUCCUCGGAGGCCACACCUUCUGAAGCAACAGCCCAGACGGCUUACGUGGGGCGGCGAACAGGCCGCUCUCUCAAGGCCUUGGAGGCUCAAAGUUCCAAUGGCGAUGUCGAGCAACAGCCAACAGCUGCUCCCCCUGCGCGUGUUGCUGCUGGGCUGCGGGAGGACCGCAGUCCAAUCACCUCGCAAAUUGUUUUGGCAGAGGUUUUGUAUCAUAGUCGCCCACUGCUUCAUCUGGCAAUGCUUCGUCGAAGAGGGCGAAAAUCUUGGGCUGCCUGGCUCGUGGCUGUCCUUCUAGACCGGAUCUCUGCUGGCUUGCUGGCACAAGAGCUUCGUCCCAACAGUGGCACCAGGGCAGCUGCCUUGGAGACGGCCGAGGUGCGGCGCCGACAGAACCAAGUCUGGUGGGCAUUGCUCAGGUCGCCAAUGUUUGACAAGCUGCUUCGCCGCCCAAGCGAGACUUUGGAUUGGAUCCUCAAGAAGAUUCCGGUGAUCAACAUGUUCAACAUUGUUGAGCUAGCUCUUGUUCUACAACCUUUCUACUUCAGCACCUCAGGUUCCUGA
This is a messenger RNA of Symbiodinium pilosum, 1077 nucleotides long. NCBI's taxonomy places the organism in Eukaryota, Dinophyceae, Suessiales, Symbiodiniaceae. The record is from the annotation of a GenBank genome assembly.